AUGGCUGAUCAGGCGCCAGAGUAUCUGUCUGCAGAAGAGCUGAGAAACAGACUGUACCACAGUUUGCGAAACCGCGGGCUUGUGGAUUCCAUAAAGUCGCAACUACGUAACAGUUUAGUAACCGAGCUUCAGCAGAGUGUACGAGGACCCUUAACCUUAAAAGACCUGAAUGUCCCUGAGGGUGGUUCUCUCUUACAUCGUGCUUCCAACAGCCUUGUGGCCAAUCACCUUCGUGCCUGUAAAUACGAGUACACACUCAGUGUUUUCCUGCCGGAAUGUGGACUCAACCAAGACAAGAAGUUUGAUACUGCCGAUCUUUUGAAGCUGCUGAACAUCAGUCCUCACUCGAGACUUUACCAAAGAUUGGUGAGCUUUUUAUGGCAGUUGUUGACUGAAGUAUGUAGCCUGCACGCCAACUCAGUGCAGCACAUCGGCUGUCAGACAGAUUUGAUUAAAGUUGGGCCUGUCACACCACUGGACGUCAAACUUUCUAGUGUUGACGAGCUGUACUCCUCUAGGCGUGAAGAUUUCCUGCUGUCAGGGAGGUCAGGGGCAGAGCAGAGAAUGCUAAGCUUUCAACGACAGUUAGAGGACAGAUACAACACACAGCUGAAGAUGGAGCUUGCAAGGAUGCGGGAUGCUGAAAUUGCUGCUAUUAAACUUGAAGAAAAAGAAAACAGCCGGAAAGCUCUAGAACAAGCUAGAAGAGAUCUUGAGAGAAUAUAUAAAGACAAGCAUGAUGCUCUAGUGCAGAGGGAGAGGAAUGCAACAGAGAGGUUGCAACAGCAGCUAGAGUUACAAGAAAGAGAAACGUACGCCCAGCGCCAGUCAAUCCUAGAAGAGAUUGAGGCUGUAAGACAGAGGGAAGCUGAAGUCAGAAGAGAAGCAGAAGUCAACAAACGGGAGAAAAAAUUGUCAGAGGAUCGGCUCAGAGAUAAAGAAACAGAUUUACGGAGACGAGAACUGGAAAUCCGGCAGAAGGAGACAUCAUUUGAGCAGCGUCUGCAGAAUGAAAUGGCCCAGUUUAAGCUGGACCAACAGGCCAGAUUUAUUGAGAGGUUGCAGAAUAUCGAAGCAAGAGAGGCAGCAGUUAAAGAGGGGGAGAGAGCUGUAGCCGAAGAGAAGGCUCGUAUUCAACAGGUCAAGGAUGAACUCCGAGAUAAAACACACAGGGUCAAUGAACUAGAGGCGAUGCUGACAGAAGCCAAGUACAGUGAAAUGAAUGCAACUAAAAACAAUGAGUAUGUCAACGCAAAACUGAGAGAUAUGUCAGACUAUAGUACAUUGAAAGAACAGGUGGUUCUCUACAGAAAUGAGUUGGAAACUGUCAGAACACGACUGGCAGAAGUGCUGGCAAUGAAUGAGAGAGAAAGAGGCAGACAGGAAGAGCUGCUGAGGGAGCUGCGGAGACCAUCCCCUGAGUCCUUAAUGUUACACCGAGACCUGGAGAAGGCCAAAGAAAACUUACGGCAGGAACAGAUCAUUUUUAAUCAACAAAAGCAACUUCUGGAAGCCAGGCUGAAAGAGGAGCUGGAUCGGAACAGAGAACUUUUGCAGAGGUUUGAGGAGCAGUCGCAACAAAUGAGGGAAAUGAACCGAGAGAUUGUUGAUCUGCGGCAGCACCUGCACAUGACCACAAGAGCUCUUAACAAUGAAGUUUACAAAAAGCCUAAUCAGGAGCAUGAUGGCCCGCCCCUGAAUGAAUCAGGAAGAGUGCAGAAGGAGCGCAGUCUCAGCAGACACCCUGUUGAUUUAAACUUAGACUUCCCUGGGCCUCGGAGGUCUCUGAGAUUUGAAGCAGACGCCAAGGAUGUCUAUCACGAUGUCGAUUUUGAUCUCCCACCAGUUUCUCGGUCAGGUGGGGGUGACUACUGUGAUGAUGAAGUGUCGUCAGUAGAUUCUGCAGAUGUCAUUGCUCAUGCCAAGUAUCGACUCUUGAACUUAGAUAAAGAAGCACACAACUUAGAGAAGGCAUACCAUGAUUUUCACUGUCGAAUUACAAACAUCAAUGCUCUUCCUUUGACUGGGUCAUCAAGUUUACCUCAAAAUGCUGGAAAAUCUGGUAAGAUUUGCUUUAAAAUUUUUCAACAGAACCCUGGCCUGAUGUCUCCAAGACAGAGCCCCAUUCCAUUUGAGAACCCAAUGUCAUCAACUCCUUACAAGCACCCAAGGAGAGUUCCCGAUUUCAAUGAUAGUUUUUCUGAACUGGGUACGAAAGUACAGAGACAGACACAGAACAGUGCCCCAUUGAUGCCUCAGCGUGAUCUCUUCUCCAUGGCAGAGCAUACAAGGAGCGAUCAAAGACACCUUGAAGAGGAAGAAAGGCGAGUAAAGAUGCGACCAAUUACAGUUGAUGACCUGGAGCAGCGACCUGGGUCACCAGGCAUUAUUAUAGUCACAGGGUCAGUGUCAAGUGAUGAAGGUAAAAAGCCUCCAGUAGCUAUUGAUGACAGAGCAGAGAUUGUGGUCCGUGAAUCAUUUCACUAUGUGGCUUCAGAAAAAACAGCAUCCUGGUCAGUUCCUGACAACCCAGUUGUUGCUGCCGCGCCUGUUUCUCUUGAUUCUGCCUGGGAAGCAAAGCAAGGUGAAGGAGAGAAAGAAACAGACAAACAUACCAACGAACCAGGAGAGACAGAAGUGGAACUGAGCCAGCAGAAGCAAAGAUCGCAAGAGAGACAACUUCUUCAGCAGAUGGAGGAGGAAGAGGAGCAGCAUGACCAGGUUGACAAGGAUUCUGUGGCUGUGAAGACAGAUGAAGGCGAUGAUCAGAUUGACCCUGUAAUGAAAGAGUACAUGGCCAGGGUUCUGGAGCUGAAACAAAAAGAAGAAGAG
Candidula unifasciata is the source of this 2832-nucleotide messenger RNA. NCBI's taxonomy places the organism in Eukaryota, Metazoa, Mollusca, Gastropoda, Stylommatophora, Geomitridae. The record is from the annotation of a GenBank genome assembly.